AUGGAGAAACGUAUUCAUUUAAAGAACACAUCUAAUCUUACUUAUCGUCAUUAUUUAUAUCAUUUUAAAUGGCCUUUGAUCGGAUUUAUUUUCAUAUUAAGUUUUCUUAUAUUUGCUCAAGUAAAUUUAACAACUACUUUUUUAGCAAAUACUAUUCAAGAACAACAAAUUGAACAAUUCAAGAGAAAUGUUAUCUAUCCAAUUGAUAUAUUAGAUAAUAACAACAGUAUUAAUAUAAAUUAUUAUUUUUUAAAGAAGGAUCAACUUAAAUUUAUUGAUGAUAAGGAUGCAGUAAAUAAAAAGCAAAAAAUUGUAUUACCAUUAAUAAAAGAUCAAAGUACAUCGAAUUCUUAUUUAAUUCUUGAAUUUACAAAGGUUUUUGGACAACCACGAUUUUGUUCACAUACAAAUGAACAAAUUUUUGGUAAAACAUGUCCAUAUAAAAAUUGUGAAUAUACAUGUGAUCAAACACAUGAAAAUGAUGCUCAUGUACUUUUAAUGCAUAAGCGUGAUUUAGAUUAUAAAAUACUCAGUUCAAUGAACAGAAAUUUCGAACAAAUUUGGCUUUUAUGGCAUGAUGAAUCAAAUGAAAAUUCACCACGAAUAAAUAAAUUUAAAUUCAAUUGGACAAUAACAUAUCGAACAAGUGCUGAAGCAUCAAUAGGAGCUUAUGGAAUAACAAUUGUUAAACAAAAGCCAUGGUCUAUAGAACAAUUUGAUUCAUGGAUUGAUGAACAAUUUAUUAAAAGGCAUAAUCAAGCUAUAUGGUUUGUGUCAAACUGUCUACCACAAAAACGGUUGAAAAAAUUUCAUUCACUUCGACGUUAUUAUUCAAUAGCUGCCUUCGGUAAAUGUAUAGCAUCAAAUGAAUCGUUCUCUCUCAAUGCUCAAAUUCAAUCGGAUUCAGAAUGUCAUCGACAAUCAUCAUGUGAAAAAAAUUAUUUAACAAAUUCUAAAUUUUAUCUUGCUUUUGAAUCUCAAACAUGUACAGAUUAUAUAACAGAAAAAUUUUGGCGUACACUUGCUCUUGGCGCUAUACCAAUUGUUAGUGGACCAGAGCGUGAAAAUUUUGUACGUAUCGCUCCACCUGAUUCAUUUAUUCAUGUUGAUGAUUAUACAUCAGAUAAAGAACUCGCUCAAACAUUAAAUUUAAUAGCUACAAAUAGAAGUUUAUAUGAAAAAUAUCAUCGUUGGAGACGUUAUUAUGAUGUUUAUCAUGAAGCAAAAGAUCUUGAUCCAUAUCGAUUUUGUGAAUUAUGUUAUCGUUUAAAUACAAAUAAACAACGUAUUUGGUAUGAAAAUAUAAAUGAUUGGUUUUUAGAUAAAUGUUAA
Rotaria sp. Silwood2 is the source of this 1332-nucleotide messenger RNA. Lineage: Eukaryota; Metazoa; Rotifera; Eurotatoria; Philodinida; Philodinidae. The record is from the annotation of a GenBank genome assembly.